Messenger RNA from Colius striatus (speckled mousebird), 7067 nucleotides. It is a transcript of the gene TTC3, whose product is annotated as tetratricopeptide repeat domain 3. Bases 129 to 5990 code for a protein of 1953 amino acids. The transcript is spliced from 46 exons. Gene Ontology annotation, molecular function: protein binding. The record is from RefSeq and is a predicted model, not a curated record. Lineage: Eukaryota; Metazoa; Chordata; Aves; Coliiformes; Coliidae.
GCCUGCCUGGGGUAGGGGGCUGGCGAGUGCGGCGGCAGGGGCCGGCUGGAGGUGGGGUGCCAUAGGAGCCAGCUCGGCCCUGCGGAAAAGAGCGGAGCGCGGCCGGCGGCUGCGGCGGGAGGCGGAUCAUGUACUAUGACGAACCUGUGUAUGAAUCUGACGUUACAGCCUUGACUGUUUAUGUUGCUGAUAGAUCUCGUUGUGAAUUGAGUCAUGGAGAGUUUGUACAUCUAUCGUCACAUAAGCCUAAAACAGAUGUUGAUCCCUGUGAGGCAUGGUGCAGUCAGCCAGUUGACGUAUUGAGAGAAUAUUGCAACAUUAUUAAAAUACGCAUGUUUUGGCCUCUUCUCUUCAACGGUGAAGCUAAUUCUUUGCUAGUGGAUUUGUAUUUGCAGACUGUAGACUGGUCUUGGAGGAGACUCUGUGAUGUAGAUAUUUUGGAAGACCUUUGUGAUGUAGUUAAAAAAGUUGUUAAUGUCCCACAUUUUAUCAGUGGCAUACUGAGAAUUGGCAGCAGACAAAGAAAUGAUGUCUUUGAUGUUAGAGAGGUACUUGACUGGGUCAGAUGCACAGGUGACGUCAGUAUCAUGCAGAGGCUGGAGAAGCUUGAAGAGUUUACUUGGAUGUGCCUUGAAAUAUUCUUUACUGAAUGCAAACGUUAUAUUACUAAAGUUGCUUUGGAAGAUUGUAACUUAGUUGAAGAAUUUAAAGCUGUAACCUGUGCAAACUGUAGGAAGUACAGUGAAUCUAUGAAACAGAAAGGAAAUGAGGAGUUUUCCCAAGGAAAAUUUGAUCUUGCUAUUCUGUGGUAUACUAAAGCCAUAGAGUUUGGUCCCGCAAAUCAUCUUCUGUAUGGAAACCGAGCUCUUUGUUUAAUUUUCACAAAUCAAUACAAGAGAGCCCUUGCUGAUGGAAAAAGAGCCACUAUUCUAAAGCCUGAUUGGCCAAAGGGUCACUACCACUUCUGUAAGGCACUGUCAUUAAUGGGGCAACAUGAACUGGCUUUGGAAGCUAAUAAGAGAGCUCAGGAGCUAUGCAAAAAUGCUGAUGGACUUAAGGAUCUUAUUCAACAAAAUGACAUGUUAAAGAAGACAUUAGAAGAAAUCAAUGGUAUUAAAGAACAUAAAAAGAAGCCAAAGAAGAUGCUUCUUGAGAAAAGCAGAGACUGCAGUCCUUCACGAUCUCUUUUAACAAUCUCUCAAGAACAAAAAGAAAUAAAAGAUAAAAGAAGAACAGAAUCUGAUCCUAAAGAUCAUCAUCAGAAACAUGAUACCCAGAUGCCUGACAUCCAAAGAACAGAAAGCGAAAGUUGGUCUUUCCAUGAAGAAGAUCUUCUACGAAGUCAAAGUCAUCAAAACAAAGGAAGGCCAAAACCCAAACCUGUUGACUCUGAAAAGGCAAGAGAUCACCUGGAGUCUAAAGCCAUCCAGGAUAAACUCACCUAUACUGUGCAACAGGUGGAUUUAAGUAUGUUGCCAGAAGAGUUUAAAUCCCUUGUUCAUGAUGGUUCUACAGCCUUGAUGGACCAGCGAUGUCACAGUGCUGAGCAAGCCUUUUCACAAUUGUUGAGCAUUCUAAAUCCUUCAGAACUCAAGCAACUGAAUCUUCAUGUUAUUAAUUAUGUCGUAAUCAUCUAUGGACAUGCCAGUGCUCUUCUCGGAAUAGGACAACCUGAGGCACUGACAAAGGCUGAAAACCAGUUUAAGAAAAUAAUUGAACAGUACUCAGAAGAAAGAUGUGGUUGUUUGGCAUACUAUGGGAUUGGAAAAGUAUACCUCAGACGAAACAGAUUUUCAGAUGCACUUGAUCAGUUCAUGAAAUCACAAACAAUGGUUAAUCACAAGAUUGUACCUGGAGUAUUAACUUGGCCCACGACAUCUCGGGUCAUUGAAGAGACGCGAACAGAGAAUUUACAGUUGCUUUUAAGGAAUUGUAUUGAGGAAUGCAAGUUUCCUCCAGAACCAGAUGCAAUCUGUCGAUACCAUCAAUGCCAUGGCCACUCCAAAAUCCAAAUAUUUUUUACAGAUCCAGAUUUUAAGGGUUUUAUACGUACUACGUGCUGUCAGCAAUGUAGAGUGGAGUUUCAUAUCAGCUGUUGGAAAAAGUUGAAAACAACAAGCUACAGUGAUAAAAAUGAUAAGGAUUUUCUUCAAGAAUUGUGUUUCACUCCUGAUUGUACAGGCCUUAUUUCAAAAAUAGUUAUCUUCAAUUCUUCUGGUCUGGUCAAAUGUGAAUUUGAACAAAAAAUCACAAAACCCAAGGAACCACCGAGACCCAGUAUUAAACAGAAAUGUUCAAGUCUCAGGAAGUUAAAAAUUAAACAAGAAAGAAAAAUACGAAGAAAGCGUGCACGAGAAGAGGCACGGAGUUCUGCUAAAAACAAAACAGAAGAAAACCAGAUGGGAAAUGAACCAUCUCAAUACAGCGAUCACAGUGGUUAUGUUCAGGAUUUAUAUGCUGGUGAUCGAGUCCUGCAGCGUAUCAGUCAAAAUUCUGAGAAAAUAAAAACAGCUGUUUGCGAUACUUCCAAACUAUUAAAGGAAUUACUUUCAUGGUUUGUAAUCAGUGAGGAGGAUUACACGUCAUAUUCCAAAACUAGUAGCAUGUCACGCGAAGUGAUGGAGCAGCUCAUCAGUUACUUAAUUCAGGAAAAAAACAGAGUAAAAACAAGGGGUUUCAUCCAUGUGCUGAGUGAGCUGGAAGAAAUGGAUCCCAAAUUACACAAAUGGCUGAAACAUCUUAACAACUUGGGACUGACAGCUACAAAGAACUUUAUCCUUCAAUAUGGACAAUCUUUAAAAGAGCUUGACUUUUCUAUUUUAACCACAUUCUGGAAUGAGAAGUACGGCAGUAAAUUUGAAUAUGUGACAACCAGUUCUGAAGACAAAGAAGUUCUUGAUUAUUUCUUAAAACCGCCUCUAGAGAAAACCCGUUGCUUUAUAUGGCUGUUAGAAGACAACAGAGAAAAAUUUCCAUUUCUUCAUCAAGCUUUAGAUGAAUUCUUUGAUAAAAUGGAUGACCCCACUAUUAUAUUAAAGAAACAGGAGAAUGAAUAUUUAUCGACUAAUGGUAUCAAAGUUAAAAACAAAACCAGGAAGAAGAACUCAAAAGACACAAAGUCUGUUUUAGUAUUAUCCAGUGGAAUUAGUACAGCACCACGAGAAGAAGAUAAGAUGUUUAUAGAAGACAAUACUUUAGAUUUUACGAAUUCUCAUGAACCAUUUGUAAUCCCAGAAUCUCUUUGUGGGCAACUAGAGAAAUUUGAAGUUCUCCGUGACAUUUCAAACAGUAACAGUUAUCGAAGACUUUUGGAUAAUAACCCAGAUCAAACCUCUGAGAUCUUAUAUGACUAUUUCUCUCAAAUUUUGGAUGAACAUGGACCUAUGGAAAUUAAUAAUAAGUUACUAGUUGGAGAAUAUGAACAUUUCCCUGAAGAAACUCGAAAGACUGUAGAAGAUGAAGGUGGUCUGAAAUCUUUUCUCCUGAAAUCUCGUCAUUUCGUUAUGAUGGAUAAUCUUAUUGGCUUAAGAAAGCAUGCAGUUCUUAUGAAAGAAAAUACAAACAGAAAUGAGACUAGAGAUAAUGAUGGAAAAAAUUCUAUAGCCUGUGAUGUGCAAGAAAAUUCUUCCCAGAACAAGCUACAGUUAAAUCCAACUGCUAAGGAAUUCAAACCCAUGAAAGCAAGUUAUAAAACUCCUUAUUUACCCUGGCCUCUUCCUGAAUCGUGUGAGUCGAUGCAUUCUUUGCAUAGUCAGAAUAUUGAUACUAGAGAAGAUGAGCCACCAUUUUCAGACAUUUCAUUGACUUCAUUCAAGCCUGAAAAUCCUGGUAUAUUUUUGCCUUGGAUUUCCUGGGAUUAUCAAUAUGAAAGAAUAUUGCCAGUGCCUUCUCAAAUGCCUCUCAUGUCAAAUGUUGCCAAGCAACCUAGUUGUGUUUAUGCUCACUGGGGUAAUGACAAAUCAGCGAUUUCAGACAGAAAUUACGUCUUCAGCAGUUCUAUACCAUCUGAAAUACAAACAUAUAAAGACCCUCAGUGCCAACUGGAGAAUUCCAAUAACACGUUUUAUAAAGACAAUUUUGCUGCUACAAGUAGUACAAAUGAAGCUGAACAUGGUAUACAGGUUAUUAAGACAGAAAAAGAAAGCAGAAGUAUACCUCCAAUGAAAAGUAAUCCUCAUACAAAGAUGAUAGCUGUUCAGGUAAGUCAUGAAGUAGCUGAUAGGGAAACUAAUACCUUGCCUUUUCAUCCAUUUGAAAUGCAACAAGGAGAUAUUCUACGCAUGGAAAAAGAACAUCAGGUCUUAAAGGAGCAACUUAAAGAAGCACAGGAAAAAUAUGAACAGUUACAAAGCCGAAGCUCAGAGGAAAUCAGUGCUUUAGAAGAGCUCCUAAAGAAAACCAUUGAAGAGACUGAGAUAUCAAAGAAUGAACUGGAUUGGUUUCAUAAAGAUUUAGACAUACAAGUAAAAAAAUGGCAACAGGAGAAAAAAGAAAAUCAGGAGAAUUUAAAAGCACUAAGGAAUACAGCUAAAAAGCAAAUGGAUACCAACGAUAGGUAUUCAAAGACCAUUAAUGAGAAGGAGAAGCAGUAUAACGAGUCUCUAAAUACAUAUCUGGAGACCAGUAAUAAACUUGCUAAUGAGAAAGUAAAAUGGGAAGAGCUUAUAAAAAAGAGCCAAAAAACCUGCCAGGCGUAUGCAGAAAGAGCUGUUGAAGCAGAGAUAUCAGUACUCAGGAACUGGAAGGACACUCAAGUAUGCAAGCUAAAUGGAAAAGCUGCUGAUGCAGAAGCAAAUCUCAAAGUCUUGAAGUCAUUGAGCAGCAGCUCAGCUUCAGCAGCAUCUAAGUUUAAGUCACAGAUUGAUGCUUGGGAAAUAUUUCUUUCAAAUGUAAAGAAACAACUAGAAAAAGUAGAGGCCAAGUAUGAAGAAAAAAUUCAGCAGGUGAAAAAUGGUGAACAGAAUUGCCUCACUGAAAUGGAAACUGUGGAUCUUCCUCCUCCUCCCCCCAGCGUCUUCAUAAAUCCAAGAGUGCACAUCAGUGAUCCAGCCAUUGUCAUGUACUGCCCUGCAUCUGCCCAUCCUAAUUCACUUCCUGGAUUUUCAAGUUCUGAAGAUCAAGGCGCAGCCUCUGCUGCCUCACUAAGUACCCAGACCAGAGCAAAGCCAGCAUCUGCAACUCCUGAGGCGGCUCCUGCAAGUGGUGGACCCAUGAAAACACACUCCAAAUCUCUAGAAGGAGCAUCUUCCAAUAAAAGUUUGGCACCUUACCCAUCAGGUCUUUCUGAAAGUAACGCUCAGCAUGUCCCAUCAAACCAGAACCACCAAGAUGCCUCAGCUGUGCACCAGAGGCCUCCUGGACUUCCAAAAACCAAGACACGGCUACAGGCGUUUGAAACUAUUAUUGCACGCCUGCAGAGCAUAUUUCCCAACUAUAGCAGUUCAGACUUUAUUAGCUUCAUAAAAGAGGUACAAAGAAGAAACAGGAACACACUGUCAGAUUUGAGCUCCAGUGAAAUUCUGAGCAGAGUGACAGAACACAUUCUGUACCAGCAAAACAAGGCGCCAGAUUCAACAGGGAGACCUGUGAGGCCAACACCCCCUACUUCACCAGCACAGGCAGCAACGCAGAGUUGGGAAGCACCUGCAGAAGAAAACACACCCAGCCCCUCCACGACAAGAACUGAGCAUAAAAAUGUCUCCAGUAAAAAUCCAUCUCAGCCAAAUCUUCAGCCCUGGGGGAAUGCUGGAGCUAUACCUAAAUCCAAAUGGAAAAAAAAAGACUAUACAGCCUCCAGUGACGAUCCCUGCUCCAUAUGUCGUGAUGAGCUAAGCGGAGACGUGUGUGAACUAGAAUGUGGGCAUUAUUUUCACAGAGAAUGCAUCAGACGGUGGCUGAAGCAGCACUCGAGCACCUGCCCCAUGUGCCGCGUCCACGCUCUGCUGCCUGAGGACUUCCCCGAGCUUCCCGCACGGAACAAGCAUACCUGAACUGCGCCAUGUCCCCACUCCUGGGGGUAAGGUGCAUAGUAGCUGCAGAGCAACAGCUGUGGUGAGGAACAACACCACAAUGUAUGAAGAGAAGCAGAAUUCUCUGAUUUUAUUGAAAAUAGUGGUAGAGCUGCGACUGAUUCAGUAUUUAACCCUUUGUCUUAAGCCACAAGAUGUUGGUACUGCCAUGCCCCACUCCACAGUCUGGUGCUUCUCCUGGUUGCUGCCUAAAUGUGUAAAGCCACUGGAGUUCAGAGGCUGGCAGCACACAAAGCUGGGUGGGCUUUCUGGCUAAAGGAUAUUGAAGGUGUAUCUACUUUUUUUCUCAAAGGAUGGUGCAUAAUUCCUGUAAACAGGGGCCUUUCCUUCAGAGCUUGCACCAUACUGAAAAUAAUCCUAAUAUCAAACAAGUAGGUGACCUGAAUGACAAGAUUUGGAACAGUGAAGGCAUUACCUUCCUCUGCCAUAAAGAAUUAAAUUCAACUGCAGGGUUCAAAUCAGGCUUGUUAUUAUCAUUGUGAAUGCAGUUCAUAGAACUGCAGCUUCUUUCUCUGCAUAAAUCCAUAGCUAAUAAUUCAAAUUGUAGGUAAGGACUUUGAAUAUUGUGGCUCAAUUCUUUAUCCUUGAAAUAUGGCUUGAAUUUCUGUCAUCAUGGAAGAGAUGAUUUGUUUAUAUCAGAAUUACAAGCUUUAUUUUGUUUUGAUAAAGCACUGGUGUAUCUGUAUUCUGUGCGUGAACGUCCAUCCCCAGCAUCAGGUACGGAGUACAAACAGAAUAGUUACCCUGCUGCUCUAAACAUCUGAGCUUGCAUGAGCACCUUCAUCACUCACCUUUAUCUCAAAUAGCCAAAAGACCAGGACUAGAGGGUGUACAGCUUAGCCACUGGGAGAAACAUUGACUGAUGUUUGGAUGCAAGCAGUAUUACAUUGGUUGUAUGAGAUUAGGUUAGCUAGUUCUACGGACUGUUUGUUCCUUCAAAUCAGCAACUGUCCUCCAGAUAAAGUUUUUAACUAUUCUGUGACUAAUCAGUAUAUUAAUUGGCAUUUGGAUCAACAAUAAAAUUACUACUGCAGCUCA